Molecule: messenger RNA, 1204 nt
Organism: Trematosphaeria pertusa
Lineage: Eukaryota; Fungi; Ascomycota; Dothideomycetes; Pleosporales; Trematosphaeriaceae
Exons: 2
Coding region: 287-862 (191 amino acids)
Source: RefSeq, a predicted model, not a curated record
CUUCGUCGUCACCCUGGGCACCCCCAGCCUCCGGAUUCGUGGUCCAGGGCGGCCCACCGGCGCAAGGCACUAUGACUGCGCCGCUGAGGUUUCAAGGGCCGCUGCAGACUGCAACUGCCUGCUUUAUCUCCAUGUCUCCUGCUGGCUAACUUUCGUCACUGACCUGCAGCUUUCACACCGCCCAGGCGCUUCGCCAAACAGCUUGCUUGCUUUCUUGCCGCAGCAUCCGUCCGAUAGACGCACCACACUCGUUUGAUAGAAUUUCGUAGAGCUUUGGGGGGAGACUAUGGAGGCUACUAUCGAAGAGCCCUACUGCGACUCGCCGUCAUCUUCACGAAGCACUACGCCUACCCCCUCAAGCCGGGCCUCAACUGCAAAACCGCUUCCCUCGCUCCCGCACGCCUCUUCGUCACACCCUAUAGAUGCCUAUCGCGAUGACCCCUCCGAUAGCGAAGAUGAGGAACCCGUCAUCGCAUCACCCACACCACAGCGGCAUCACCGCACAUCAGACCUCACGAACCACCAACCUCACAUAUACUUCACGCCGUACACGGACGCCAUCCCCGAAAGUGACGACGAUGUCCCCCUCGCGCACCUAUAUCCGUAUCCGGCGGAUGCACCGCCUUCAUACGCGGCUGCAGUAAGGCAGUCAUUCCGCGAUACGCUGAUACAGCAUAUACCACACAAUUCGGUGUCCACAGAGCCGGAUGAGGAGCUGGGUGCUGAUCGGGCGCAAGCGGAUGAUGUACGAUUUACGGUAGAGCGGGUCGUCGCGGCGAUUAUUGUGAGCAUGCUGCUGCUGAUCAUUGCUGCGCUGCUUGCGUUGGUGGCACUUGGAUAUUUCGUCAAGGACUCGUUUUGAGAACAGGCAGCAAGUGGUUGAGUUUGACGAGCAAUGAAAGGCGGCCAGCGGAGCUUUGUUUACGGACUGCUUAUGAUACCUAGAGAUGCAUUGUAUCGGAGUUUUGGAUACAGGGCUUUGAGAGCCCUUUUUGCAUAUGCACAUCAAGAAUACAUAUCUGUCAUGUUAGUUCUCUGUCUUCGAAGUCCUGGUGAUUUGCUUUCCUUGAGCACUUGUGGCAUAGCUUUGACCGCUAGUAUCCUGUGGAAAGCCUAUGUUCAUGCUUUUCAAGCGCCACAUUUGAGGAUAUUGUUGAUGCCCCCGUUUUGAUAGGCUAUAGUCUCGACGUUCACGUCCGUCGCU